AAGAUGCCAUGCCCGAAUGGAACGGGCUACCUCAACAGUCGCCGUCGAGCAUUGGCGCGUUUCAGUUCAAUUCGAAGCUUUUGACGAUGACGUGAUCCCAGCUGUUACAGUUUAAAUUGUCGCGACUUUGCAUUCCAUUGCACUUUAGCCAAAUAUACGAGUAAAAUGCCAGCUAAUUGUGGACAGCUCGCACACUUCGGGCAUUGAAGUUCAAAUAUCGCCGCACCUACAAGUUCAUCAGAAAACAUCCACAAACCACACCAAAGCCUUAUCAAAGCCUUAUUGACAGUCGAACCGGUUUGACAAUAGAUAUACUCGAAGCUUGACUACGCCCUGCCUUGGUCAAAGUUUCAGAAUAGUUGAGAACGAAGCAUGGGACAGAAACUGUCGUACUGCAAAAAGUGUAAGGAUUGGUGGAGGAGGAAUGAUCAGGGUGAGACCAAGCCACGCGUGCGCAAUGUCAAUGGAAACUAUAUGGCAGGAGCGCCCAGUCGAGAUGAAACGGAUGCUGCUCUCUCGGCGGUACUGGGCGUGCUGCGAGUGGAUCUCUGCCAGGAGGAUAACCACAAUGAGCACCACACGAGCCACUUCUAUGCGGCGGCAGCCAAGGAGGCGCUGAUCGUGCGCCGUGGCGAACCCUUCCGCCUGCGCAUCCAGCUCAAUCGCGACUACAGCCCCAGCAAGGAUGCCAUCAACUUUGUGUUCAGCGUGGCCGAUGACAAGAAUCCCAGGCCCGGACAUGGCACACUGACGGCUCUGGUGCCACACGACGGCAUCGACGAUCUGGGCGACACCCUGGAAUGGGGUGCGGGCAUUGAGACACACGAGGGUGCGCUGCUGACGGUGCUGAUCAAACCGCCAUCGACUUGCCCCGUGACGGAGUGGCGCCUGGAUAUCGACACCAAGCUGCUGGGCGAUGGCUCGCGCAGCUAUCCCGUGCCGCUGCCCAUCUACGUGCUGUUCAAUCCCUGGUGCCCCGAGGAUCAGGUGUAUCUGGAGGAUCGCGAGCAGCGCAAGGAGUACGUGAUGCACGACACAACGCUCAUCUGGCGCGGCUCCUACAACCGGCUGCGUCCCUCGGUGUGGAAGAUUGGCCAGUUCGAGCGGCAUGUGCUCGAGUGCAGCCUGAAGGUGCUCGGCACCGUCGGUAGGAUUCCACCCGCCUACAGGGGCGAUCCUGUGCGCGUGGCCCGGGCCCUGUCCGCGCUGGUUAACUCGGUGGACGACGAUGGUGUGCUGCUGGGCAAUUGGUCGGAGGAUUUCUCGGGCGGCGUGGCGCCCACCAAGUGGACGGGCUCCGCGGAGAUCCUGCAGCAGUUCCACAAGACCCAGAAGUCCGUGAAGUUCGCGCAGUGCUGGAACUUCAGUGGCGUGCUGGCCACCAUUGCCAGGAGUCUGGGCAUACCCGCUCGCAUCAUCACUUGCUACUCGUCGGCCCAUGACACCCAGGCCUCGCUCACCGUCGACGUCUUCAUCGAUGCCAACAACAAGAAGCUGGACGCGGAGACCACCGACUCCAUUUGGAACUAUCAUGUGUGGAACGAGCUGUGGAUGCAGCGACCCGAUCUGGGCGUGGGCCAGCAUGGCGCCUACGAUGGCUGGCAGGUGGUGGACGCCACGCCCCAGGAGGCAUCGGACAACAUGUACCGCGUGGGCCCCGCCUCUGUGCUGGCGGUGAAGCAUGGCGAGAUCCUGCGACCCUUCGACGGUGGCUUUGUCUUUGCGGAGGUCAACGCGGAUAAGCUCUACUGGCGCUACAACGGACCCAGCCAGCCGCUGAAGCUGCUGCGAAAGGACACCCUGGCCAUUGGCCAUCUGAUCAGCACCAAGGCGGUGCUCAAGUGGGAUCGCGAGGACAUCACGGACAGCUACAAGCAUGCGGAGCGUUCCGAGGAGGAGCGCAGCACCAUGCUGAGGGCCCUGAAGCAGUCCCGACAUGCCUUCAGUCGCUACUACCUCAACGACAACUUCAACGAGGUGGAGUUCGAUAUGGAACUGAAGGACGACAUCAAAAUUGGCGAGAACUUCAGCGUCGUGCUAAAGGUGACCAAUAAGAGUGCGGAAAAGAGCCACCUGGCCACGGGUCAAGUCAACUGCGAUGCGGUGCUCUACACGGGCGUCGGCGCCAUGGAGGUGAAGUCCAUGGGCUUCGAGCUGCAGCUGGAGCCAAAGGCCAGCGAAUACGUGCGCAUGGAGGUGAUCUUCGAGGAGUACUUCGAGAAACUCUCCUCCCAGGCGGCCUUCCAGAUCUCCGCGUCUGCGCGCGUGAAGGAUACGGACUACGACUACUAUGCCCAGGAUGAUUUCCGUGUGCGCAAGCCGGACAUCAAGUUCCAGAUGGGGGAGGGCAGCAUUGUGGCACGCAGGGAGCUGGAUGUGAUCCUGCGUCUGGUCAAUCCGCUGCCCAUACCGCUGCACAAGGGCCUCUUUACCGUCGAGGGACCGGGCAUAGAGCAGCCAUUGAAGUUCAAGAUUACUGAGAUCCCUGUGGGCGGCACAGCGGCAGCCACAUUUAAGUAUGUUCCGCCCUAUGCCGGGCGCGGCACACUCCUGGCCAAGUUUACCUCCAAGGAACUGGACGAUGUGGAUGGCUACAAGCACUACGAGAUCGAGCCACGUCCCGAGGAUCUGCUGCAGCCGAAUGGCAGCCAUCGAAGCAGCAAUAUCAUUCGACGACGCACGGAUGUUAUAGCCUAAGAGAUCCAGUCCUGAUGGAUUGAUGGUUUCGCUUUGUAUUCAUAGAUUUCUAAGUGAUUUUGUUGUAAAUAAUUCUAAUGCUAAUAAUAAUAUUAAUAAUUU
Molecule: messenger RNA, 2799 nt
Organism: Drosophila obscura
Lineage: Eukaryota; Metazoa; Arthropoda; Insecta; Diptera; Drosophilidae
Product: annulin
Exons: 3
Coding region: 373-2697 (774 amino acids)
Biological process (GO): peptide cross-linking
Molecular function (GO): protein-glutamine gamma-glutamyltransferase activity
Source: RefSeq, a predicted model, not a curated record